Vicia faba (fava bean) is the source of this 1449-nucleotide messenger RNA. NCBI's taxonomy places the organism in Eukaryota, Viridiplantae, Streptophyta, Magnoliopsida, Fabales, Fabaceae. The record is from the annotation of a GenBank genome assembly.
AUGGAUCACGACACAAUCUCAAUACGAUCUUUGAUAUUGCAAUUCUGGUUGCGAUCAUCGUGUUCGUGGUUGGUGGACAAAAGUAUCAUUGCAAAUAAAAUAAGGUGUGCAUCUAGAGCAACCGAAAGAGUUAUAUUGGAAAGCAAUCCAACCAUAGCUUGCCCUAAUUGUCAACAUGUUAUUGACAACAAUCAUGUAACACAAGAGUGGCCUGGAUUUCCGAUAGGUGUUAAAUUUGAUCCAUCUGAUCAAGAGAUAAUAUUGCAUUUACUUGCAAAAGUUGGCGAAGAAAACUUAAAAUCCCACCCUCUCAUCGAUGAAUUUAUCCCUACUAUUGACAUGGACGAGGGUAUCUGUUAUACUCAUCCUCGAUAUUUACCAGGUGCUGCACAAGACGGAAGUGCUUCGCACUAUUUCCAUAGAGCAGUAAAAGCUUAUAAUUCUGGCAGUCGAAAGCGUAGAAGAAUUAACGGUCAAGAUGAGUUAAGUUAUGUCCGCUGGCACAAGACCGGAAAGACUAAACCUAUUUUUUUGAACGGAGUUCAUAUAGGAAGUAAAAAGAUUAUGGUUCUCUAUUCUACUCAGGAGAGUAAAGAUUCGUCUGCGAAAACUAAUUGGAUUAUGCAUCAAUAUCAUCUUGGGACAAAAGAGAAUGAAAAGCAUGGAGAGUAUGUUGCAUCGAAAAUCUUUUUACAGAAGCCAGACCAUGUCAAACUGCGGGGCAAAGGUGAUCAGGCUGAUCGUCAAACUUCUGAAAAUGUGACUCCUGAACCUCAUUGGAUCAAAAAGCAACGCUUAGAUAUCGAUCAAGCACAAGGAUCUCAUCAUACUCGCGAGACUCCGCUAAACCUUCCUGAGUUAGAAAGUUUGUUAUUUGAUAGCGGGGAUGACAAUGAUGAGUUUGCGAAUAUAGAUCUGUCGAUGUUAGCAACUCCGGUUAAUGAAGGGAUAGAUAACAACAUUGACCUGUCACAGUAUCUAUUAGAUUCACAAGAAUUUGCAGAAGCAUUUCACUCGUUUAAGGAUUUGAUUCCAAGCAAGUCUUUGAAUAUGGAUGGAGAAAAUGGACAACAUAAUGGACAACAUAGUCUUCCUAUAUAUGCUCAUCAAGGACAAGACCAAUUGAAGAACAAUAUCCAAGAUUACCAAAACCUUGAUCUUGACAUUGCAAAGAAUACCAACAAUAUCGAAGAUUACCAAAAUCUUGACCUGGAUAUUAUUGCGAACAACAAUACCGAUGAUAACCAAAAUUUUGACCUUGACAUUGCAAUAAACAACUAUAUCAAAGAUUACCAAAAUCUUGACCUUGACAGUGCAAAGAAGAAUGAUAUCAAGGAUUACCAAAAUCUUGAACUUGACACACCAAGUACCGAUUUUCGAUUAAGUCAGCAGGACUUCGGUUCGCAGGAUAGCUAUAUUGCUUGGGAUGGUUACAAACCAAUCAACUAA